Messenger RNA from Acomys russatus (golden spiny mouse), 2584 nucleotides. It is a transcript of the gene Yes1, whose product is annotated as YES proto-oncogene 1, Src family tyrosine kinase. Lineage: Eukaryota; Metazoa; Chordata; Mammalia; Rodentia; Muridae. The transcript has 12 exons. The record is from RefSeq and is a predicted model, not a curated record. Bases 193 to 1818 code for a protein of 541 amino acids. Gene Ontology annotation, molecular function: non-membrane spanning protein tyrosine kinase activity; signaling receptor binding; ATP binding. Gene Ontology annotation, cellular component: extrinsic component of cytoplasmic side of plasma membrane. Gene Ontology annotation, biological process: protein phosphorylation; cell surface receptor protein tyrosine kinase signaling pathway; cell differentiation.
GGGAGAGGCCGCGGGGUGCGGGCGCCCGGGGAUUGCCGCCUCCUUAAGCAACGCGUCCCGGGCCGGCCGUGCCGUCGUCGCUGCGUCUCGGCGCCCCGGGAGCAGGAGGUAGAGAAGGGCCCUGGCCCCGCGGGCGUCCGCCUUCUCCCCCGCAGCGACCCGUGCGAGUGCGGCCGGACGGCAGAUUUGAUAAUGGGCUGCAUUAAAAGUAAAGAAAACAAAAGUCCAGCCAUUAAAUACACACCGGAAAACCCUCCAGAGCCUGUAAGCACAAGUACCAGUCAUUAUGGAGCUGAACAUUCUACGGUUGCCCCGACCUCUUCCACAAAGGGAGCAUCAGCUAAUUUUAACAGUCUUUCCAUGACACCAUUUGGAGGGUCCUCUGGGGUGACUCCUUUUGGAGGAGCAUCUUCCUCAUUCUCAGUGGUGCCAAGUUCAUAUCCUACAGGCUUAACAGGUGGUGUCACUAUAUUUGUGGCCUUAUAUGAUUAUGAAGCUAGAACUACAGAAGACCUUUCCUUUAAGAAGGGUGAAAGAUUUCAAAUAAUUAACAAUACGGAAGGAGAUUGGUGGGAAGCAAGAUCAAUUGCUACCGGAAAGAAUGGUUAUAUCCCUAGCAAUUACGUAGCGCCUGCAGAUUCCAUCCAGGCAGAAGAAUGGUAUUUUGGCAAAAUGGGGAGAAAAGAUGCUGAGAGAUUACUUCUGAACCCUGGGAAUCAGCGAGGUAUAUUCUUAGUAAGAGAGAGCGAAACUACCAAAGGUGCUUACUCCCUCUCAAUUCGUGAUUGGGAUGAGGUAAGGGGUGACAAUGUGAAACAUUACAAAAUCAGAAAACUUGACAAUGGUGGAUACUACAUCACAACCAGAGCUCAAUUUGAUACUCUGCAGAAACUGGUGAAGCACUAUACAGAACAUGCUGAUGGUUUAUGCCACAAGUUAACAACUGUGUGUCCAACUGUGAAACCCCAGACUCAAGGUCUAGCAAAAGAUGCUUGGGAAAUCCCUCGAGACUCUUUACGACUAGAGGUUAAACUCGGUCAAGGAUGCUUUGGCGAAGUAUGGAUGGGAACAUGGAAUGGAACCACAAAAGUAGCAAUCAAAACAUUAAAGCCAGGUACAAUGAUGCCAGAAGCAUUCCUUCAAGAAGCUCAGAUAAUGAAAAAAUUAAGACACGAUAAACUUGUUCCACUGUAUGCGGUUGUUUCUGAAGAACCAAUUUAUAUUGUCACUGAGUUUAUGUCAAAAGGAAGCUUGUUAGAUUUCCUUAAAGAAGGAGAUGGAAAAUAUUUGAAGCUUCCACAGUUGGUCGAUAUGGCUGCUCAGAUUGCCGAUGGUAUGGCAUAUAUUGAAAGAAUGAACUAUAUUCACCGAGAUCUCCGAGCUGCUAAUAUUCUUGUAGGAGAAAAUCUUGUAUGCAAAAUAGCAGAUUUUGGCUUAGCAAGAUUAAUUGAAGACAAUGAAUACACAGCAAGACAAGGUGCAAAAUUUCCAAUCAAGUGGACAGCUCCUGAGGCCGCACUAUAUGGUCGAUUUACAAUAAAAUCAGAUGUGUGGUCAUUUGGAAUUUUACAGACAGAGCUGGUAACAAAGGGGAGAGUACCAUACCCAGGUAUGGUAAACCGUGAAGUGCUGGAACAAGUGGAGCGGGGGUACAGGAUGCCUUGCCCCCAGGGCUGUCCGGAAUCCCUCCAUGACUUGAUGAAUCUUUGCUGGAAGAAGGAUCCUGAUGAGAGACCAACAUUUGAAUAUAUUCAGUCCUUCUUGGAAGACUACUUCACUGCUACAGAGCCACAGUACCAACCAGGAGAAAAUUUAUAAUCCAAGUAGCCUGUGUGCACAGAUCUGCCAAAAUAUAUAGACCUGGUGUGAGCUGCUCCUGCACAGGAGCAAGAAGAUGACACUCUUCAAUCUGCAUGUAAACUGGCAAACUGGAAUUCCAGAUACGGUUGCACGAAACCACUUUUUUAACCAAGUGUUAAACUCUAAAGUACCAAUAAUGCAUCAAACUUACUUCAGGGUCCAAAGAAAGUAGAGCUAAGAUACCCUUACUGUGUGGGUGAUACCAUGGUAAGAAAGAGCAACAAGACUACUGUCUACUGGUCACUUCCUUUUCUUCCCCAAACUCAUAAAAGUUGUUAAGAGAAAACUAUGUAUUGUUAUGGACAAAACUUGGGCCAUUAUACCACAGUAAAAUCUAAACUCAAAGAACUUCAUGGGACCAAAUAAUUCCAUUCCAGUUUAAUUUUUCUUCCUUUUUUUUUUUUUUCAAAAGUUUUGUUUGUUUUUUUUCUGUUUAACAGUCAGCAUGCAGUCUUAACAGAGGCCUCCUUUUGUGUGAACAUGGGCCAAGUCUUCCAGAAGCAAAAAAUGGAUUGAUUAUAAACAGCAUCAAAAACUUGAAUAAGUGUUAGACCACAGCCGUGGAAUUUGGAAGCAUAAUACACUACGUUCACACUUCGUUCAUAGAACUGGAAAUUAGAAAAACUAAUUUUUUUACUUUAGUCAUUUGUUGAAUUGUUGAGCUUAGAUAAUGAAGGUAACCAGAAAGUGGAUUAAUCUUUUACAAGCUUAUAUUGUUUUUUUU